This is a messenger RNA of Capsella rubella, 690 nucleotides long. RefSeq lists its product as uncharacterized. Lineage: Eukaryota; Viridiplantae; Streptophyta; Magnoliopsida; Brassicales; Brassicaceae. The record is from RefSeq and is a predicted model, not a curated record. The coding region runs from base 1 to 690 and encodes 229 amino acids. The transcript has a single exon.
AUGAGCCUAGAAGAUGACGCACUCGAGUUCUACUCACCCUAUUAUCUCGAUGAAGAUGAAAAUUCAAACAGACGCUCGACUAUUAUACUCAACCAAGCGGAAGACAAUUACGUUAUUUGGAAACUUUCUUUUACUCAAUUACUUCGAAUAAAGAACAAACUCGCAUUCGUCGACGGAACACUUGAGAAGCCGGAAGCUUCCUCGCCGCUUUAUAACCGAUGGGAACGAUGCAACGCGUUGGUUAUGUGUUGGAUGUGGAAUUCGAUGACGGAAGAACUUAGCAAACGUGUGAUGUUUGAUGAAACGGCGCAAAGAAUGUGGGAGCAUGUCCGACGUAUAUUCGUCCCCGACGUUGAGUUUAAGAUUUACCAGACUCGUAGGAAAAUCGCGGAGCUGAGGCAAGAUGGUGACUCGGUAGCCAAGUAUUUCGAGAAAGUGACCAAUGCUUGGCUGGAGUUGUCGGAGUAUGAUCCUGUGAAAAAGUGUUCUUGCGUCGGUUGCAGCUGCGAGAUCACUAAACGAGCAAAGGAGGCGAGAGAUAGGGAGGAGGUUUACGCUUUUCUGAUGGGAUUGAACAAAGAGCUCAUUAAGAAAUCAAAAAUCAAGCUCAAGAAACCUCCUCCGUCUCUUUACGAAGCCUAUAAUAUGGUUGAAGAUGCAGAAUGGAUGAUGAAGUGGUCAUGGCGCUAA